Lytechinus pictus (painted urchin) is the source of this 4201-nucleotide messenger RNA. RefSeq names its product sushi domain-containing protein 2-like. Lineage: Eukaryota; Metazoa; Echinodermata; Echinoidea; Temnopleuroida; Toxopneustidae. The transcript is spliced from 18 exons. The record is from RefSeq and is a predicted model, not a curated record. Bases 292 to 3588 code for a protein of 1098 amino acids. Gene Ontology annotation, biological process: cell-matrix adhesion.
GCUUAUUUGCCCUCUAACCUCCGCGUAUGUUUGCCGCCAUUUUCGCCUAACCCUCUAAACACAUUCGUUAUGAUCGGUUAUGCUUCAAUCAUCUCCCAUCGUCUGCAUGUUACGGGGAAACAUAUAGGCCUACUUUUGGAAGGCGCCAUCGAUUUAGGAAUCUGGUCUUUCAUUACACAGGAAACCGUUAUCACAAUGAAUUGAUACAACGUAUAGGAAUAUUUUGAUGAUUUUAGCCUGAAACCUAAAACCCAUGCCUCACUCUUUUGAGGAUCUGUUCUGAAAUCUUAAAUGACCAUCAUGAUUGUUGUAAGGAGAAAGAACUCAUUUUGUACCCGCCUUCUUUUAAUAUCAUGCUUAGCUUGGGUUGCUAACUCGGAAUUAUACCCAUUUGGAACAGGAAAUGGCGACACCGCUCUCAGAAAAGAAAACGAUUUUGCCGAACGCGUGACAUUAGAUAGAGCUUUCCCUUUUGGUGGGAAAUACCAUAAUGUAGUAUACAUAGGGGACAAUGGGGUAAUCUCGUUUGAGGAUGCAAUUUACGUGGAGUCUACCAUAUCUAAAAAUAGGAAUUUACCAAUUUACUACGAUGCAGACGAGGACGGUGUUGUCGAGGACCCUGACGGAAUAUUUCCAUUUUGGGCAGACGUUGACAUAUCUAGUGACGGUGGAAACAUAUAUUAUCGCGUUUCAACCACUACGUCAACCCUCGAUCAAGCUACGACAGACGUCCGUAAUUACUUCCGGAGCAAUGUCAACUUUCAAGCUCAAGUAGUUAUUGUCGUCACAUGGGACCAAGUCUCAUUUUACAACCAAGCUGGUGACCAAGACCCUAUGAAUACUUUCCAGGCAGCGCUUAUCCACGAUGGUCAAGAGUCGUUCGUUUUUCUCAACUAUGAAACCAUCAACUGGGUAGUUGGGUCAUUGAUGCAAGGGGACGACAAUACUGGCCUUUUCGGUUCUUCCAAAAUCGGCAUUGCAAUAGUUGGGUUUCUGAUGUCAGACGGUGAGAUUUCCGAAGUUUUUGACUACGAUCAAGAUACAUUACGGGAAUUGCCUACUGACAGCAACGUAGACGUCGAUGGAGUCUACGCAUACAAGGUAGACAGCAGUUCAAUCAUUGAUCCAGUCUGCAAAACUGGACCUGGAGCAGAAUUGUCGAUCACCCCAGCCCGCUGCGGUAUGAUGGGAGGCGAAAGGAUAUACCUCUAUGGACCAUGCUGGGCGGUAGGGCGAGUCCAGACCUGCGUGUUCUCCCAUGGUGGUGAGAUCAUCCAGGAAGUCAAUGCGACGGUCCUUAACACCAACGAGGCCUAUUGCGUCCCUGACCCUUUCUUCCUCGUCGGAGAGGUGACCAUUGCAGUGGUAAAGGCCGGUGACGAACUUGCUACUUCACCCUCAACCAUAUAUUCCCUUCUUGAAAGCAGGAAAGUAACGCCUACCAUAACAAGAAGGGACCCCGAUUCUUUCAAUUGGGAUAUGGCCGACAACUCUCUUACUAUUUCUUGGGAACCAGACCAUGAAAGCUUUGGCAGCUCGGACAGCGCACUCUCGAUCUAUGUUCUAGCGUACCGCGAGGACAGUCCUGGACCGCGAUGGGAAACAGUGUAUCUGAUAACUAAUAGCACGGCAGAUGAUGGCUCGCACACGUGCACUCCAACGGCACAACCGGAAGUGACAAAAGACAAUGCAUUCGGAGUUAUCAGGAUUACUGGAAAUGCAAACGGUAGUGAACGUGUCCUAUGGAGUGACAUUCAUCCCCUGGGCUAUGUAUUGGAACAGUCUUAUCAGGAUGACCCAGUUCUGUGGGCUACAGAUAAAUGCAAUGAAUUGCUUACGGCAGACGACGCCAAAGGACCGUUUAUUGAGAACCUUCCGGCUUGUCCGUGCACCUUAGAACAGGCAACACAAGAUGUAGGGACCUUCGUCACCGACCCCGCCUGCAAUACUCUUAACCCGGAUGCAAAUUGUGUGGAAAAUGGAGGAGCCAUAUAUUGCGUUCUCAGUGCUUAUGCAAGUAGUAUUACUAUGUCCGGUACCAAAUGUUGCUACGAUGAAAACAACCUUCUCAUGCACUCUGGUGACACGAGGUACGCAGGUAUGGCAGGCCGGUCACAUAUUCAAGGAGCAAGUCCCUACAGGCAAAGAAAUCUAGUUCCAGAACUGUCCCAUUGGUCCAACGACGUCAUUGCCAAGCACUUUUGUUGUGGAUGGGCUAGUGAGAAGGAAUGCUUCGAAUACACCAAAAUCAGACCAACCAUUGAUUGUGUUGCUUACAAACCACCAACUAUAGCAUUGUCGUUUGGAGAUCCCCAUUAUAUCACAAUGGAUAGGACUAACUUCACAUUCAACGGACUCGGGGAGUACACCCUUCUUCGAUAUGCUAUGAGUGGGACUAAGACAGGUCCAUUUGACUUCGAGCUCCAGGGGCGACAGAUAAAGAUACUUGAUAUAAACGGUAGGAAAGUUGAUGCGACCCAACUAUCUUCAGUCGCCAUGCAGGACAGCGGUUCGGAUACCAUCUUUGUGGAGGCUAGCGCCAGCAGCGGUAUGGACGUUUACAGAAGGGGCACGGAAGACAAUGCCGAAUGGCAGUCGGUUUACUUUUCACAGCAGACCUUCAGAGAUUUACAAGGCUGUGCCGUGGGCGUCACAAAAUUUAAACUCGAUGUCCAGAUCCACGGUGUCGUCGUCAUGUUCAAAGAAACCGGUAUCGGCGUUGCAGUCAACUACCACGACGGAAUGCUUGCUGUACAACCAAUCCUGCCGUCGACAAUAGACAGCGAUCAUCUGUCUGGGUUGCUAGGCAACAUGGAUGGUGACCCCAGCAACGACUUGGAGGCAAGAAAUAGUAACACCCCACUCGAGGAUCCGACAGAUGAAGAGAUCUUCCAAUUUGGCCAAUCAUGGGAGAUUGAAGCAGAUUACAACCUAUUUCGAUAUGUGUCAAACAGGGACCAUUCCCACUACCACAAUACGUCAUUCGUUCCUCGUAUGAACGUAGCUCUCCCAACCAUUUACCUACCAUGUAACAACGUUUACCAAUGUCUGUUCGACUACGAGGUGUCCAAUGAUGAUGAGGACCUAGCCCUGGCAACAUUGGAUGCGUACGAGGAAUUUGAGAGCAGCUCGGAAAACAUUCGUAAAAUCGACGCAUGCCCGUAUCUGAUUACACCUUACAAUGGCACAAAGUCGUACUCGUCAGAUUCGAAUAAAUAUUUUGAAGGCGCUGAGGUUACAUUUACCUGCGAUGAGGGUCUAUUGAUGGUUGGCUCAUCCUUCAAGCGAUGUGAAUAUGACAUGGAACCGAGAAGCCUUGUAUGGACCGGAUCAGAAGGAGAUAAUGAAUGUAUAGAAUCCACAUGCGGCGUCCUGCCUACCCCUGCACAUGGUUCCAUUGCUCUAAGCGAGGAUGGCACUACAGCAUCUUUCGCCUGCCAGGAUGGUUUCACGUUGAGUGGAGCCAUGCAGUCUGUAUGCCAGGACGGGGUAUGGUCCAGUGCCGCCCCGACAUGCAUCGGUAAGCUUCCCUUUCCAGUAUGCCCUUUCCGACAUUUUUAUCAUAUAUUUCCAUUCCAUUGCAAUUAAAUGGCUGAAACCCCACCUCGGUUCAAAAAAACGUUUUUUUUGUCACGUAGGUCUAUAGCGAGCAUAAUGGUCCAGAAGUAAAAUGCUUUUGACCUUAGACGCGCAAUAUCUCUGUGCCCAUGGAUGGUGUGUGCGCGUAUGUGUUUGAGUUUAUGUUGUUGAGGGUGUGUGAGUGUGUAUGUAUGUUCUGGGUGCGUGUGUGAGGAUAACGAAAGAGAGAGAGAGGGGGGAAGCUACUUUAGAUACAACAUGACAGAAGCUAUUUUAGAUACAACAUGACAGAGUCCAAAUAUAUGGGGAGAAGAGAGGUGAAACAGCAAAUUUGUGUGUGGUUUCAUUUGUGUGAGGUGCGCGCGUGUGUGUGUGUUGUGUGUGGGGGCGGAUUGUCCGUGCUUGAAUGCCAAUAAGAGCGUGUGGGUGUAUAAGUGUGUGUCCGCAACGGUAGGCCAACUCCAUUGAGUGUGGGUGAGGAUUUGUUGGUGGUAUGUGGUUGUGAAUGUGUGCGUCUGGAGUGUAGACGUAUUUUUUUUUACUUUCUAUACAACAAAAAAGGACAAAAUAAAGCAGUAAUCACUUUCCAUAAUUGUACAGUCUAGAAAAAAAAUGCUUACAG